Messenger RNA from Ostreobium quekettii, 531 nucleotides. The record is from the annotation of a GenBank genome assembly. Lineage: Eukaryota; Viridiplantae; Chlorophyta; Ulvophyceae; Bryopsidales; Ostreobiaceae.
GAUGAUGCCACAGUGACGGCACACAGUUGCAUCUUCAUAAACAACAGUGCAAAGGCAUAUGGAGGAGCAAUUGCUGUGCAGCGCCACUCGACUGCAACCAUCAACAAAUGCAAUUUCACAGACAAUAACGCCAAUGAUGGAGGUGCACUUGGCAUACAGGGACAAUCGACGAUAGAGUCAAGAUCUUGUGUCUACGAAAACAACACUGCUGAAAUUGAUGGGGGGGCGAUUGCUACUGAUGGGUCAACUGCAAAUAUAAGCAAUUCCACCCUCGUGGGCAAUGGAGCCAACAACUCUGGAGGUGCUAUUUUUAUUAAGAGCCGCCCAGGCAAAGCUACCCACGUCGUUUGGACAAAAGAUCAUGGAGGUGCUUGCAAAGGAGAAGGGCAACAGAAAAUGCAUCGUGAAAGUGGUAAUCGUGGAAGUCGCUGUGUCUUGCGGCUGCAAUUCAAGCUUGAUUGGCAAAAUCAGAAGUGCCCAUCGGGUCCAGAUUUCUGGACCACGACUUUUGGAUCUCCAUCUCCACUAUGA